GUGCCUAAUGCUUAAGCCCAGAGUCCGCUGGUCGCUCACUUUCUAUUCCGUCGUCGAUCAAUCCGUGGCGCGCCUCCUCAAUCCUCGCCACUCGCCACUCUCUUUCUCAUCAAUUCUUUGCAGAAACCCUAAACCCUAUAACUCUGAACAAUCAACAAAGAGUAUAGAAAUGUAUCUAAAACUUACCCUAAUUACCACAAAAUGAAGCGCGUAUCCAAAAUAUCAGACCUAGCAGUCCAAGCAGAGCUGCUCUCUCUCAACAAAUUUCCUUCAAUAACCCAAACCCUCACCCCUUACAUUUUGACCCUCACGAAGUCUCCGAUUUACAAGCUUGCCCGCGCACAUACUUCAGAGCCUGUUAGCUUUUUCCCUAACAUUAUUAGCCUUUUCUCCCGUAGGUUCCCUGUUGACAAUAAAGCCAUAGAGGAUUUGAGCAAAACGGUGUCACAUUUGCGUGAUGAAUUGGUUCAACAUGCUGAGGAUUCUGAUAAGUUCUUCAGGGUUUUGGAGGAACAGGGUGAUUCUUUGUUUAGAAUGCGCAGUGAUAGAUCUGCUCUAGUUGAGUUACUAAGACAGUUGGUUUCGCUGCCUCACUUAGCUGUAGAGGUUUUUAACUGGAGAAGGAAACAAACUGAGUGGAGCACACCUAUGACACACGAGGAGUAUGCCAAGGGUAUCACGAUUGCUGGUAGGGCUAAAAAUGUUGAUCUUGCAAUUGAAAUUUUUGCUGAGGCUUGUAGCAAGCGUCGUAAGAAAACUUGUAUAUAUAACGCGCUGAUGGGUGCUUACAUGUAUAAUGGCCAUUACGAUAAAUGUCAGUCACUGUUUCUCGACUUCAAAAAAGAAGCAAAUAUAGGUCCUUCGGUUGUAACAUAUAAUAUUCUUAUAUCAGUUUUUGGUCGCUCAAUGCUGGUUGAUCACAUGGAGGCAACUUUCAGGGAGUUAAUGAAUUUAAAUAUUUCGCCAAACGUGAGUACAUACAAUAAUUUGAUUGCUGGCUAUGUUACUGCUUGGAUGUGGGAUGAUAUGGAACAAGUUUUUCAAUUGAUGAAGGAAGGUCCAAUUUACCCACAUCUUGACACCUACUUGCUAAUGCUUCGAGGAUAUGCUCAUUCUGGGAAUAUAGAAAAGAUGGAAGAGAUGUAUAAAUUGGUACAAGAUCAUGUUAAUGUCAAUGAAGUACCAUUAAUUAGGACCAUGAUAUGUGCAUAUUGUAAGAGUUCAAUUACUGAUAGAAUUAAAAAGAUUGAGGAGCUAUUGCGGCUUAUACCAGAGGAGGAGUACAGGCCUUGGUUGAAUGUUUUAUUGAUUAAGGUUUAUGCGCAACAGAAUUUAUUAGAGGCGAUGGAGAACAAAAUAGACGAGGCAUUUAAGCAUGAAACAACUAUUACUACAGUUGGUAUAAUGCGGACAAUCAUUGCAAGCUAUUUUAGAUGCAAUGCAGUUGACAGGCUUGCGGACUUUGUGAAACGCGCUGAAUGUUCAGGAUGGAGAAUCUGCCGAUCUCUCUAUCAUUGUAAAAUGGUCAUGUAUGCAUCAGAAAAGCGCUUGGAUGAAAUGGAGAGUGUCCUUAAUGAUAUGGAGAAUUUCAAUCUUGGCCGCACAAAAAAGACAUUUGUGAUAUUGUACAAGGCCUACUUAAUGUGUGGUAAAAAAUACAAGGUUGAGCAAGUAUUAGGUUUGAUGUACAAGCAUGGAUAUGAGGUUCCAGAAGGUGCAUCUCCAUCCUAACAUACUUAGAAAUUCAGUUGCAUAUUUUAACAAAUUGCUAGAGGCGUUCAGCUAAUGCCAUGAAUGGUCUGUCAAAAUGUAACAUGGGGUUCAGAUUUCCAGUAAUUCAGAGAGAAGAUGGUAUGCUGUGUGAUGGACUACUACUGUGAUAGUGCUGAAUGCUACAGAAAUUGAAAUAAAAAAAAUCAACAAGCAUGCAGCAGGAUGAUGGAUAUUUUCUGCGUAAAUCCGCCUAGCCUCCUCUGUAAUGACUAGAUUAUGUUGGAAAAUUGUGAAUAAAGUUUGCCUUUGUAGUCUGGGUGGACCUUGCAAGAGUAUGCUAUUGCCUUGUUCAUCAUGAACAAAAUUCUAGCUUGUGAGGCACAGAAGCUGAUACAGCAAGUUAAAUGUUGCAGAGAUCAUAACUUAAUAAUCAACGACUUCAACAUUUUCAGCUGCUCUGAAGUUGUCUCCUAGAAUCGACUGGCAUACUAGGAAUUGAUUCUUAAGGUAUUCAUUGAGAUUUAUCACAUUUCCUUGUAUGCAUGCUAAACUAAUUUUCCUUUAGUGAUGCUGGAGGAAUAAGUGAUAUCAGGCGAAGAGCACUGCGGUAGAUCAUGCCUUGCUGAUGUUCUAAUUUGGAACUGCAUUGCAGUAUUGUUCUCUGAAGUGUAAAGAAGGAGAAACUUAUUCCCUUGCUAGGGCUUAUACUCUCACUGAUAACUUUUUCUUUUUA
Ricinus communis (castor bean) is the source of this 2446-nucleotide messenger RNA. RefSeq names its product pentatricopeptide repeat-containing protein At2g30780. Gene Ontology annotation, molecular function: protein binding; mRNA binding. The transcript is spliced from 3 exons. The record is from RefSeq and is a predicted model, not a curated record. Bases 202 to 1731 code for a protein of 509 amino acids. NCBI's taxonomy places the organism in Eukaryota, Viridiplantae, Streptophyta, Magnoliopsida, Malpighiales, Euphorbiaceae.